UAAUAAUCGUAGAGGUAAGCAAUGAAGUUACCAUAUAUAAAUACUAUUUGUUUUUUGAUCUGCAUUAGCUAUGUGAAUUCACAGUAUCAUGUCCUACAAAAUUCCAUAGACAGCGUUACGAAAUGCCUUUUGAAGUUUACCACUACCAGAGAGGAGAGCAAAACAUAUUUUGACAAUCCGGAUAAGACAAGCCACAAUUUCAAAUGCUUCCUUAAAUGUAUGGUGGAAGAAGAGGGAUUUUUUCAAAACGGAUCGCCUGUGGCUGAGUUGGUAUUCGAAACUCACAAAACAAAUAAGUAUUUAGCUGCUACCUCUGAGGAAUUGCUUGAAGUAAUUGAAAGAUGCCACGCAUUGGUUGGUGACGACGAUUGUGAUACGGUGUUUAAAAUUUCAAGGUGUUUUGAUGAUAUAGUUUAUGGUAAGGUCCACCAUACAUAACUUCUAAUGAAAGGAGUCGUCCAUGUGCUAUCGAACACAACCUGAUAUAUUUUUUAUGCUUGAAUAAAUAAAUGUGACUGCAAAUACAAUUU
Molecule: messenger RNA, 530 nt
Organism: Stomoxys calcitrans (stable fly)
Lineage: Eukaryota; Metazoa; Arthropoda; Insecta; Diptera; Muscidae
Product: general odorant-binding protein 56h-like
Exons: 2
Coding region: 22-438 (138 amino acids)
Molecular function (GO): odorant binding
Source: RefSeq, a predicted model, not a curated record